Messenger RNA from Parastagonospora nodorum SN15, 120 nucleotides. RefSeq lists its product as hypothetical. NCBI's taxonomy places the organism in Eukaryota, Fungi, Ascomycota, Dothideomycetes, Pleosporales, Phaeosphaeriaceae. The transcript has 2 exons. The record is from RefSeq and is a predicted model, not a curated record. The coding region runs from base 1 to 120 and encodes 39 amino acids.
AUGUCCCUCCUGCUGCUCCUCCUCUUCAAUUUCGAGCUCCUUAGAUUGUCCUCGAGUUGUUACAUGAUCCUUUUCUUUCUGCGCAAGAAGAGCUUGGAGACUGUUGAAGCUGGAGAGUAG